GUCGACUCGCAGUCAGAUUCGCCCCGAGAGCCUCGGCCCGACGACACCAAAGACUCCACCGCACUCGCACUCGCAUCGCACUCAGCGCGCCUCCGCCUGCGCCUAACGCGUCGCCCUCUCGUCGCUCAAGAGACACACACACGCACACGCAGAGAGAAAGAGAGCAGCGGAGGAGGAAGGAAGCCAAAGCCUUCCCACUUUGUUCUAGACAGCCAAGCCCCAGCCAACUCUAAUCGCCCCUCGCCCUUCUUAGCCCUCCAUGGCGGCGUUUAAAGCUCCCCCGCUCUCGGCCUUCUUCCGCAAGGAGGAGGACCACCUCGUGACGCAGGGACUCACGGACGUGCACGGCGUGGCCAUGUUCCACUCGCUGUACGACGUGGGCGACCUCAUCGGCCGCGGCGCCUUCUCGCUCGUGUACCUCUGCCGGCGGAAGGAGACGCAGCAGAUCUUCGCCGUCAAGGUCAUCAACAAGGCGCUGUGCGUCAAGAAGAAGACGCUGCGCGACGAGAUCACGGUGCUGCUGCGGGUCAAGCACGCCAACAUCAUCAGCCUCGAGGAGGUCUACGAGAGCGACCAGGAGCUGCUGCUCGUCAUGGAGAGAGUCACUGGCGGCGAGCUGUUCGACCGCAUCGUGCGCGUCGGCGUGUACUCGGAGCGGCAGGCGGCCGAGAUCGUCACCAACGUGCUGCAGGCACUCAACUACCUGCACUCGUGCCACAUCUUACAUCGCGACAUCAAGCCAGAGAACAUUCUACUCGCCAGUGGCGACAGCAGCGACGUCAAGUUGAGCGACUUCGGCAUCGCCAAGAUCCUUGAGGAUGAGGACGAAGGCGCACGCUCUCGUGGGCGCGCAUACACAAGCUGCGGGACGGACUACUAUGUUGCACCCGAGGUACUUAAUGGAGAAGGCUAUGACAGCAAGGUGGACCUGUGGAGUCUCGGAGUUGUCUUGUACAUCAUGCUGUGCGGAUUCCCUCCGUUUACGGAAGAUGAGAAUGGGUUGGAGUCAGUGUAUCUUAAAAUCCGCUCGGGCGCGCUCGACUUCCCGCACCCUUACUGGACAAAUGUAUCGGAUGGAGCCAAGGAUUUGAUCCGCAACCUGCUCAACGUGUCACCGCAGGAUCGCUUCAGCGCAGCGCAGGCGCUUAACCACCCCUGGAUAAAGGGCGAGUACAGCGAGCAGCCGCUUUCGUCUGCUAUCCUGGAGAUGAAGCGCUUCAACCAGAAGCGUCGUUUCAACUAG
This is a messenger RNA of Phytophthora sojae, 1243 nucleotides long. RefSeq lists its product as hypothetical. NCBI's taxonomy places the organism in Eukaryota, Oomycota, Peronosporomycetes, Peronosporales, Peronosporaceae. Bases 260 to 1243 code for a protein of 327 amino acids. Gene Ontology annotation, molecular function: ATP binding; protein kinase activity. Gene Ontology annotation, biological process: protein phosphorylation. The record is from RefSeq and is a predicted model, not a curated record. The transcript is spliced from 6 exons.